AUGUUCAAAUUUCUAGUUUUAUUCAUGUUUGUUGUAGUCAGUCUUACUAUAGCAUCUGGGACUGUUCCAACGUUCAAACUGAACGAUGGUCGUGAUAUGCCUGGCUUUGGUCUCGGCACGUCACUCGGGCUUAAAAAGGACAAUAAUAGAGAUCUAAAGAAGAACGAAAUUGAAAAUGCCGUUAAAUGGGCCAUCGACGCUGGUUACAAGCACAUUGAUACUGCUUUUGUCUACGAUACUGAGGAUAAGGUUGGCUCCGCAAUAAACAAAAAAGUGGCAGAGGGCGUUGUAAAAAGGGAGGAUCUGUUUGUAACUACAAAGUUGUGGAACGACGCCCAUGCACGCGAUGCAGUUGUGCCAACAUUACGGAAGUCACUCGAAAAUCUUAAUUUAGAUUACGUCGACCUUUACCUAAUACAUUGGCCAAUAGCGCAAUAUAGAAACGGUACGUUCUAUGAUGUUGAUUACUUGGAAACUUGGGAGGGAAUGAUCGAAGCUAAGAAACUGGGUCUUGCUAAGUCUAUCGGAGUUUCCAAUUUCAACCAGCAGAUGCUUGAGAGACUUAUCUCUAAGAGCUCUGUCAAGCCCGCCGUGUUGCAAGUGGAGAUAAACUUAAACGUGCAACAGCCAGAGUUAAGAGAAUACUGCCGCCAACAGAACAUCGUGGUGACCGCCUACACGCCUUUUGGUUCCAUCUUCCCCAACAAGGCUCGGUCAGAUGCACCUCCGCCACGUGUGGAUGACCCCACCCUUGUACAGAUCGCUAACAAAUACAACAAGACAGUGCCUCAAAUAGUCCUUAGAUAUCUGGUGGAACUGAACGUUAUACCAAUACCCAAAACGGUGACCAAGUCGAGGGUGGAACAGAACAUCGAUAUAUUCGAUUUUGAACUAACGCGCGAGGAAAAGGACCUCUUCAGGGGCUACGACAAAAAUUAUAGGACUAUCGAUUAUAAAGCGGCGAUAGAUUCACCUUAUUAUCCAUUUGAAAAGAAUUAA
This is a messenger RNA of Parnassius apollo (apollo), 999 nucleotides long. The record is from the annotation of a GenBank genome assembly. Lineage: Eukaryota; Metazoa; Arthropoda; Insecta; Lepidoptera; Papilionidae.